Messenger RNA from Clupea harengus (Atlantic herring), 9399 nucleotides. RefSeq names its product zinc finger CCCH-type containing 12B (gene zc3h12b). NCBI's taxonomy places the organism in Eukaryota, Metazoa, Chordata, Actinopteri, Clupeiformes, Clupeidae. The record is from RefSeq and is a predicted model, not a curated record. Gene Ontology annotation, cellular component: nucleus; cytoplasmic ribonucleoprotein granule. Gene Ontology annotation, molecular function: metal ion binding; RNA endonuclease activity; mRNA binding.
GUGUUGGAACACCAGUUAAAUUAUAGUUAACUAGGUAUCUUGGUUGGUUAAACUAUUUUUGGUCAAUGCCUGUAUUUGUGUACGGAAAUUACGCAUGUUCAUCAUUUUUUGUUGCAUUUUUUAUUUUGCUUGUAUAAAUCUGCAUUUUUUUUGUUUGUUUACAUAAUGAAUCCAGUGCAUAUGCAUUACCCAACGUCAGCGGCAUCUCUGAGGAUGUGAUUGUACGAGAUUGGCUACUUUUUGAAGGCUCUGUACAACUCGCUUUGCCACUAGAACACACAGCGACAGGGGGCGUCCGACUUGUUGCUAAGAUACAGUCUGUGGGGAGGCAGCCAGAGUGAUGAAGGGAGGAGAUUAUGGAUGAUAUUUCACCAGCGCUAUUUGUUUGCCGUUAUGUUGGGGAUUAUAAAAACUUGAUUUCACUUAUUUCCUUUAAAUCUAGUUUGUGAAACCGCAUGCUGCACUCAGUUCGUUGCAUUGCAGGUGUGCGCUGUGAUCUUCAGUUGCUAAUUUACUAUAAUAAAUGGUUUUGGAGCUGGCAGCGCCCGCAAGUGCAGGCCCUUUGCUUCAGCGCUCCAUCCCGCAUAUCGAGCGUGUUUUCCGGGUUAGGGUCAGCUACUGCUCCGCUGAGUCAAACUGCGACAGCGCUAAUGGAAGCAACCCAAGCAACAGUACCUCUGUAAUCAUCCAGGACGGCAACGAAGAUGACUGCGCUAAGGCUAAAGAGUACAUAGUGUCCCUGAUUGCUCCUGCACACUGCCGUCGAGUGCGCUUGACUCUUUCUCUGCACCGGAGGCUGCAGACUCUGCACUCGGCCAUCGAGUAUGAGACUGGUGCCGUGCUGACGCUCAGGGAACAUGCUGUGGUGUUGCAGGGAGGAGAGGCUCAGGUGACCGCCGCGUGGGCCAUGCUGCAGCGGCCCAAGAUGGAGCCACGAGCACCACGCCGGGAGCCGCUGCCACCACCGACUGCCGCCACCACCGCCGCAGAUUCUGAGGAGGAGGAGGAGGACGAGGAAGGGGAGGGUGAGGAGGAGGAGGAGGAGGAAGAAGAAGAAGAAGAAGAAGAAGAAGAAGAAGAGGAGGGGAGCAGCUCGGAGAGCGAGUCGGAGCAGCAGACCGAGGCCGGUGAGGGAGGGGGAACAGGAGCAGCAGCAGGAGGAGGGUGGGGAGGAGGAGGUGGUGGUGGUGGUGGUGGGAGCCGGAGGAGAGAGCCGCUGAUGGCCAAGCCCCACCGGCAACUGUGCCGAUCGCCCUGCCUGGACCGGCCCAGCUUCAGCCAGAGCAGCACCCUGCAGGAGCUGAGGGCCGAGGAGAGCCGGGGCCCCGGAGUCCCUGCACGGCAGGCCAGCGAACGCGACUGGCAGUCCAAGAUGGACUUUGCACUCAAACUGGGAUACUCGGGCGAGCAGGUGGAGUCAGUGCUCAGCAAACUGGGGUCCGGGGCGCUCAUCAACGACGUGCUUGCUGAACUGGUCCGACUAGGCAACAAGGGUGAGCUGGAGGCCCAGAGUGUGUUGGGUCCAGCCACGCUAGCCCCCCGCGGCCCCGGCGUGAAAGAGGCGGUCAGCCCUGAGGUCUCACUGGAGGAGGAGUCUGUGGAGAGCUGCGACAACCUGAGACCAAUCGUCAUCGACGGCUCCAACGUAGCCAUGAGCCAUGGAAACAAAGAGGUUUUUUCCUGCAUGGGGAUUCAGCUGGCAGUGGAUUGGUUCCUGGAGAAAGGCCACAAAGACAUCACAGUAUUUGUGCCUGCCUGGAGGAAAGAGCAGUCCAGACCCGAUGCACCCAUCACAGAUCAGGAGAUUUUACGGAAGCUGGAGAAGGAGAAGAUCCUGGUGUUCACCCCCUCCCGCCGUGUUCAGGGACGCCGUGUGGUGUGCUAUGACGACCGAUUCAUCGUCAAGCUCGCCUGCGACUCUGACGGCAUCAUCGUCUCCAACGACAACUACCGCGACCUUCAGAAUGAGAAGCCCGAGUGGAAGAAGUUCAUCGAGGAGCGCCUCCUCAUGUACUCCUUUGUCAAUGACAAGUUUAUGCCUCCAGAUGAUCCUCUAGGAAGACACGGCCCCAGUUUAGAGAACUUCCUGCGCAAGCGUCCAGUGGUGCCUGAGCACAAGAAGCAGCCUUGUCCUUAUGGAAAGAAAUGCACCUAUGGUCACAAGUGCAAGUACUACCACCCUGAACGGGCCAAUCAGUCGCAGCGGUCCGUGGCCGAUGAGCUCCGUGCCUUUGCCAAGCUCUCGGCGGUGAAGACUAUGAGUGAGGGUGCUUUGGUCAAGUGUGGCACCACCGGGGGCUCCGCCUCUAAGGGUGACUUCAGCUCCGAGGCCAAACGCGUGGCACCCAAGCGCCAGUCCGACCCCAGCAUCCGCUCACCGGCAUGUGAACCAGAGGAACGUCUUUGCCAGGCCAGGAAAGCCGAGGCCAGUUCUGUGCCGUCGCUGGUGACUGCGCUCAGUGUACCCACUAUGCCCCCGCCAAAGAGCCACGCUGCCGGCGCCCUGAACACCCGCUCUGCCAGCAGCCCCGUGCCAGGCUCCAUGCACUUCACCCACAGCCUGCUGGAGCACGCCGGCAGCGUCCAGUACCCCCCCAUCCUGGUCACCAACAGCCACGGUGCCUCGGUGGCCUACGGAGAGCCCUUCCCCAAGUACGACUCGGUAAGCGACCAUGGCUACUACUCCAUGCUCAGCGACUUCUCCACCAUCAGCCUGGGCAGCAUGCAGGGCCUGGACAGCUUCUGCAGCCUGGAGCAGCCGGAGCCCGGACCAGGUGCCUACCCCAGCCGCCCCCCCAGCCUGUGCCCCGAGCCCUGCCGCAGCCACUCCUCCGAAUCCUUCUCCUCCUACGGGGACCCGUACCUCAGCUCCAUGGAGGGCUCCAUGGAUGACGGCGGCAUGAAGGGGCAGGCCCAGACCCAGUCCCCCUCACAGACUCGCCUGCAGGCCUUUGCGCACGGGUUCCACCACGACGGGCUAACACGCGUGCAAAGCUAUGGCUCCGACGAGCCCAAGCCGGGUCCCCGCAAGCAGACCUCUGCCCACCUGGUGCCCCACGUCCAGCACACGGUGGUGGGUGCCCGCUCCAGCUGCCCAGGAGACUACCCGCAGCUCCCGCAGAACGUUCUGCCGCCGUCGGGGCUGAGGCGGCAGGGUCGCUCGCUGGGCAUGACGCGCAUGGACAGCAUCUCCGACUCGCGGCUGUACGAGAGCCACCCGCAGCGCCAGCGUCGGCCGCCGCUCUGCCGCGAGCAGCACGCCAGCUGGGACCCGCUGCCCUGCGCCAACGAGCAGCCCUACAGCUAUGGCGGCUACGGCCUGGCCGGCGGCCUCAUGCCCUGCUGCGAGCGCGUUAUGGUGCGCAGCAUGCCCGAUAAGAUGGAGCAGAUCUGGAGGUCUCCUUGGGACACCCCUCCGCCGCAGUCCCAUGGCGGCCACAGCGGACACCAGUUGGACCAACAGGACCGCCACCCAAUCCCCGAGCACCUUUACCAAACCUAUCGCAACCUCUGCAACAUCUUCCCAGCCUACGUGGUCCACUCGGUCAUGGAGAAAAACCCGCACCUCACUGACCCCCAGCAGCUGGCGGCGCUCAUAGUCACCAAACUGCGCCACUGAGAGUUGGCGUCCUCGCCGCGACUGCCCACACCUGUGGGGGUCAGGGAGAUGGGAUUGACCGAAGAGAUUUGCAAAAUAGAAAAAAAGGAAUCUGGUUUUGUAUGAAAUGUCUACAGUCGGUAUAUAUUUCAAUACGCUGCCCGUCUUUCGCACCGUCUUGAAUCUGGACUGGAAACUCUGUUUGCUCCGGGGUUAUGGUGCCGGAGGCACAACAGAUCAGUAAUCCUGUGGAAUAUUGUAAUUGUCGUAUUUUGUAUUUAUUCCAAUGAGUAUUUUUGAGUAUUACCGUGCAUGCCCAGCAUUUUUGCAUUAGUGCCACAAUCAUCUAUAUAAAUUAAGACUAGCUACAAAAGCUCAUUUUUCUGAGCUUACAGGCCAAUUUAUUGUCUUGUUAGACACAGAUGUAAUCUUGAUCUAUUUUUGAUGUCUGAAAUGAAACUGCAAGCAGAGAGGUUGUUUUUGCACGUUUUGCAAACCGUGUUGAUUUCUACACCAGUUCUGCAACAGUGUAGAUUUCUGCCUUACAGCUCGGACAAGGCCACGUCUGAACCUUUCUUGGUUUAGCUGAUGGGCAGCGGAUGAGGUGUGAUGUUUGGGAAGUGCCCCAUCAAUCCGUCAGUAUCUUCUAGCUGCGUUUGGUCAGUGAGGCACCUUUGACUUUAUUGGAGGACACUGAAGUUUAUGUCCUAGUGCAUUCUUUUAUAUCAAGCUAGUCCGAAUGGUAACAGGUUAAUAGGAAACGUGCGUUUGUCCCGGCUUAUUGAGAUUACAUGGCAAGAGGGCAAGCAGCUAUUGAGUGAAAAUGGCAUGCAAUUUUAGGAACUGUUGUUCAUGUAAGGAAUGAUUUGUAGAUCACCAGUAUGAUAUGCACCAAGUGUAGAGCACCAUUAUUCUUUUUUUAAGCAAUGAGCUGCGAGGACUUACCGGACCUCACAAAACACGAACAUCAGCAUACAUAUUGAGGACAUAAGUGUUCCUUGCAGUUUGCCACGCUGUGGUCCGCAUCAAUACAAAUUCCACAGCAGAACCCAGAGUAAAACAGCUAGCUCAUCUGUAAGGGAACGCUUAAUCAAGCCUGCGCACAAAUCUACGCGCCAGUUAGAUAGACAUUAAAUGGUGCAAGUGACGCUGUUGCUCUGGUGGACUGGAUGAGUUUAUUCCUUGAGAUUGGUGGUUGAGGUGAGGGUGUGCGUUGUGGUAGUGCGCCCAUGUGGCCUGUGGUUGUGUGGACCUCUCAGCCCCACGGUUUGAAGAAAAGAGGAGUAUUGGCAUGAACACUGUUGUUUCUUUUCAAACACUAAGGUAGAGGUCGAUCAAACCGGGAGGAAGUCUAUGAAGUGUUUGUUUGAUGUUGAAUCAUGGCGCAUGUACUAAAUAUAAAUGACUAUAAGGGUGAAAUAAUGAUAACUCGCAUAACGUGCUGGACGUGCUCUAGUGCAGAGAAUUUAUUGAACACAAAUGAGGAAGCAAUGACUGAAUAAUGUGUAUAUGCGAAGUCACUCUGCAUCUUUGCAAGUACGUUAUGACUGAGAACCUUUCGUGCAAAUAAUUUGAAGUCAGGACAGGAAUGUGGACGUACCUCAGAGCAUGACAUGGGAACUCUAUUGCCUUAUCAGGGAAUGACCUCUCCCAUGACCUUUGUGUGUUUUAGAGAGGUUUCCUUGUGUGUAAUGUACAUGUGUACAAUGUACUUGAUACGUAGAUAAGUAUUUAAAGUUUUAUUGUUUUUCCCAAGAUCAUCAGUCAGAUUUUACCUUUUAUUUUUGGUAGAAUUUGGGUGCGUUGAGACGCGAAAGCCAAAUGAGCCAGUGCAUAAUUUGGUCUCAACAAAGGCGCAAAACACACACAGAAACAAAGAAACACUGGCAUGCUGACUUAGACACAUUAGAAUGCUUCAUUAUUCACAUGUUGACAUGCAAAGACAUGCACGUACUUCAACUCAAACACAUUAAGCCAUUUUGAAAGACAAUUGUAAGCUGCUGAAGCGAUGCCAAAAACAAAACCAUGUAAUCAAGAGUGUUGGUGUGAAGUUUGUUUGUUUGUUUGUUUGUUUUACACCAACCAUGGGGUUAGGUUGUUGGACAUCACAGCUAUGGUGUAGAAACGCAACUCCUGUGUACAGUGUAGCCAACUGCUAUUCUGAUACCAUUACCAUCCUGUAGGUCCAGCUUGUGGCCAUGCGAGUGGCCAUGUGUCGAGGGCAGUGGUGGGAGAGUUUGUGUGCUGUUAGGACACAGACUAUCCACUGCGGUUUGUCCUGUAUGCAGAAGAGCCCUCAGGGUCUGGCUGUGGAGUGGUUUGAUAUGGUCAGUGUGAGGAGUUGUCUGUUUGAAGUCAAAGGGGGAGGAAUGAGAGCGUCUCGUCGGCAAAGAGCUCGCGAAAAAAAGCAACUCUUUCCUUAUUGAUGCUGAGGGACGAGCUCUCGUCUUCCUGCCCCCCCCCCCCAUAAUGACACCUGCUUGGACUCUUCUUGAAUGUUCUCGGUCCAGAGGAACUUCUGGACGUCGCUGACUUUGGUGUCUGUCUUUCUUUCUCUUUCUUUCCUCCUUUCUGUUUUUUUUUCUUUCUUUCUUUCUUUUUUUCAUGAGCGUUAGUGGUGGCCACUUUGCGUCCUCCGCUGUCACCUCAUGAGAAGGUGUGACACUGUCUACCUGUUUCUCCCUGUGAGACACACACACACACACACACACACACACACACACACACACACACACUCGGGACGAGAAACUGUCGUUGUUUCGGACAUUUGGCUUACCGUCGGCUUGCUGCGCCCCCACCCUUCCUCCCUGCCCCAUGCCCAAAUAAACCCACAACUUUUCCACUUUCACUGUGUACAGAAAGUCCUUCCCUGAGCACGUGUGAAGGAAAGACUUCACCCUCGGCGUCAGUCCUCGGCGUGAAGGCGUGGAUUUGGUCACGCUGCUUGACCUGUCACCUGCGGCACAUCCGGACCAAGGUUUCAGAGAUCCUUUCAUCCCAAAUGAAAAUAUAUGUGAUUGCGUGCAUCAUAACUUGUGAUUGUGGGAUUGGGUAUACCUGCCUGUGCAUUGAUUGGUGUUUUAUUUACAGCUUUGACUGAAAACAGUUAUUAUUUACUCAAAUUUGAUUUUCUGUUUUUUUUUUUUUUUUUAAGUGGUCAUUUUGUUGCGUGUUCACUAUUUGGCACCUGUGAUAUGAAUGAACAUAGGUCAUGGUGUAUACCCCUAACCAACUCCAUUUCCUUUUCCCAACACUGCAGCAAGCUACCAAGCCUUAAAUGUCUUGAAAUGACCUUUGUUUGUUGAUACAAAUUGUAUCUAUUUCUUGAUUGUAAAAAUAUUUAUGAAAUGUACAGUAUCACCAAUAUAUAUAGUUAUAUAUAUAUAGAUAUAUAUAAAAUCCUAGUUUUAUUUAAAAGAUAGAGAAAAGAAAACAUAAUGCCAUAAUAUUAGUGACACUGUGUGUUACUAAGAGUAGCCCACGGGACCUGCGCUCCCAUACUGGGCACAGACACCUACAAACAAGGACUCACUAACCCUCUUCUUUUCUCUAAUGGAACUCACUCCAGCUCUCUCUCCUGCACUCGCUCUUGCUCUGUGUUGAUAUGGAUCUGCUCACAGGUUUGCUGUGUGCGUACUUUUCAUCUCUGUAAAUAUAGAGAAUUGAAGUGGAGCUACUUUCAGAUAUAUAGAACUGACACAUUUAUCCAGACUCGCGUAACCACAGAGUGAAGCCAGCCCAGGGGUUGGCAUUGAAACGAUGUUUAAAAACAUUUACUGAUUUAGUUUCACCCCCUAACGGUCUCGGGUUCAAAUGAUUUUUGACUGUAGAUGUAUCUUAGCUAUAUACAGUAUUAUUCUUGCUCUAUGUCUUGAACACGCCCACACACACACACACACACACACAUUUGCGUGCACACACACGCACUCACUUACACACACAUAUACACACACACACCAGAUGCUGCAGCAUGCUCAUAGCAAUGGUGAUGCGGAAUGAGUUUCCAUGACGAUCGGUGAGGCAUUUUCAAGGCAAGAGGGGGAAAAAAAAGAAAAUCUGAAUGAAUUUCGGAUUCUCCUCAGUCUGAUUGCUCAUGAAGAGGCCAGGCCCUGGGCAUACAGAACACUGAAGGAAAUAUACGAAUCAAAUAAAGAUGUAUAUCCGGGGUGUGUUUUUUUGUUUUGCCUCACAAACCUGGCUUUUAAGCUUACAGCCUUACUGACUUUAUGAUAGUGUGUUGCAAGUGCACGUCUUGUCAAAGACAAGAAUCCUUCAGGUUGCCACUCUGAAGUAGAUUGUUACAGAAUCAUCUCUGUGGUGGUGAAACAUCUGUGAUGUUUUAUAUCUGCAAGGAGCCGCAGCAGCAGUCUGAUUUAUUUCCUGGUUCAUGACAACUAGAGAAAGGAAGCUUCUGGAAUUCGGUUUUGGUUGCCCUGUAUAGGCUUCCUGUUGAGAAGAAAACUUGGAAUCCGGGUUUUUGCUCUGAUCUGAAGAAUAUUUAAAAGGAAAGGUAACAAACCAGCGGACAUAUCCAAACCCCACCCCAAGCUAUCCUCAGGAACUAUGAGAUUUAUUACUAAUGGAUAACCGUCAAAAACAAUAUUCUUGAUGUUUGCUAUUAAUUAAAUGAUAAUUACGCUUUAAGAAAGUCCAAUUUGUGAAAUAGUGCAGAUCUCUUGUGUCCUAAAAGUUAAGUUGAGCUGUGUUGUAUCGUGGUUUUUGCACCGUUAAAAGGGUUAUCAGAGUGAGUUUUGACCACUUCAGUCUUGUGUUGUGACAUGCAGUAGUAGUUUGUUUUAUUCUUUGUUGAAUGAAACACAUUUGCUUUGAAGUUGUUUUAAAAUGACAAAACGUUAACCAAAAAAACAACUUUAUUAAAAACUCUUUGGGUCUUCAGACUCAAACAAAAUGUAAGUCUUAAUGACAAAAUGUGUUUGUUUCCUGAAAUAAAGCCAAACUAUUGGUUAUGUGAUUUCGUUGUAUUAUUCACUCAUUUCAUGUAUCAUAGCCUGAACCAAAAGUCUAUUCUGUAAUUGGGGUGAUUUCCAGUGCCAAACUAACCACUCUGAAAUUGGAGCCUUUCACUGCCAGCCUCUCUGUCGACGUCUGAUCAUACAAACCCUCCACAUUGUUUAAGGAGUAAUGUUUAAGUAAAUAGGCCUUCAAGUUCAUGUAUUUCAGGCAACAUUUCACAUGACAUACAUUCUGUAUUGUAGGCUGUCAUUUAUAAUGUUGCCUGGGUCUAUAGAUUCAAUUGAUACUAACGCAUAUCUAUAAAAAAAUGGCGCAUUUGCAGUUAACCUGCUUCUUAAUGGGCAUUGUCCCUGCAAACUAGUAAAUUCAUACAUACAGAGAUAUUCUUGGAAGGCCAUUCACAUGUUGCUCCAGAGCAGAUGUUUUGACACCAUGCAGCUGUGUAUAGCUAUAUGAUCUAAUUUGUAUUAUUUGAUAGCAUGAGACACUUACAAUUACCAGUACAUUUGUGCACUGAGAGCUCUGUUGAGUAACAAAAGUGCACAGUAAAUAGUCUAUUGACCAUUUAUAUUUCCCUGCAACCAUAGGGAUAUGGAGUGUGAACAAAGCAGAAAGAUUUGUACUAGUGUUACAAAGAAACUGCCUCUGCAUAACUGCUGGUAUCAGUGAUUACUAAAUUGUUACAUUCAAGUCGGUAACAUUUUGUGUUGUGCUGUUUUGUAUAUUGUCAUUUUCAUGGCUGUUUUUCUCUUGAAGGAAACAUAACAGCAGUUGGCCACAUCAUAUCGUAACCCAUGUGAUUACGUGGAUGAUAACACUUCGCCUUA